Molecule: messenger RNA, 2413 nt
Organism: Cyprinodon tularosa
Lineage: Eukaryota; Metazoa; Chordata; Actinopteri; Cyprinodontiformes; Cyprinodontidae
Product: carbohydrate sulfotransferase 8-like
Exons: 4
Coding region: 185-1303 (372 amino acids)
Biological process (GO): proteoglycan biosynthetic process; carbohydrate biosynthetic process
Cellular component (GO): membrane
Molecular function (GO): sulfotransferase activity
Source: RefSeq, a predicted model, not a curated record
UGGUCGGUUUGAUCCUCCUCUGAACUCCGUGUGGUUGGAUCGGGGCGUCUAUCAGUUGUCCUGCAGCGUUCUCUGGUUUGAUCAGGUUUAAAGUGACCAGGUGAGAAGGAUUCAUGCGGGAACCGGACCUGGAACUAAUCCGGACUCAGGAUCUGGGGCUGAUCUGGGACCAGCCUGCUGGAGGAUGAAACUUCCCCGCUCCCUGCUCUGUUCUCUGUGGUGUCUCCCUCUCCUCGGGUUAGGAUCACUGUUCCUCCUGGUUCACCUGCAUCACCUCACUGACUCCAUCCUGCAGAAGAACCCAGGUGUUCCGGUUCCAGAUGGUCGGCGGCGGCCCGUACUGAAGGUUCCAGCUGCAGCCCGGCCAACUAAUAGCCUCCGACUUUGUCCUGACAUGUUGCCUAGCAACAAGCAGCCCGUCACUAAGCGCCAAACGAAGCUGCUGCUGAAGAGCGGGGAGGAGGUGCUGCAGCAGCUGAGGACGCAGGCGUCCCGGCGGCGCCUGCUGAGCGACGUCUGCACCCGGUACCGGCCGGCCCAUGGGAGGCAGCGGAUAACACCGCAGCAGGUAUCUCGCAUUUAUGUGGAAGACCGGUUCCGCCUGUUAUACUGUGAGGUGCCCAAAGCUGGCUGCUCCAACUGGAAACGGGUCCUCAUGGUUCUGGGAGGCAGAGCCAGCUCCACACAGGACAUUCCUCAUGAUGCAGCUCAUUAUAACAACCAGCUUCGGCGGCUGGACAGCUACAAUCGGAUCGGGAUCGCUGAGAGACUCCGAUCCUACACAAAGGUUCUGUUCGUUAGGGAGCCCUUUGAGCGGCUUGUCUCAGCCUUCAGGGACAAGUUUGAGAGUCCGAACUCAUACUACCAUCCUGUGUUUGGACGGGCCAUCAUUUCCAGGUACCGGCCCAAUGCCACAAGGUCUGCUCUCAGAACCGGCGCCGGCGUCACUUUCAGGGAGUUUGUUCAGUACCUGCUGGAUGCACAGAAACCCGUUGGGAUGGACAUCCACUGGGAGCGGGUCAGCAAGCUGUGCAGCCCCUGUCUGAUCCCUUACAACUUCAUUGGGAAGUUUGAGAGCCUGCAGGAGGACGCCGACUUCCUGCUGCACAGCAUUCGGGCACCAAACAACCUCACCUUCCCCAACUUUAAAGACAGGAAUCCGCUGGCAGAACGGACCUCAUCCAGAAUCACUCGGGAAUAUUUCUCCCUGCUGAACAGCACUGAGCGGCAGAAGGUCUUUGAGUUUUACUAUCAGGACUACCUGAUGUUCAGCUACCCCAAACCCUUCCAGGAUCUGCACUGAUGGUCUCAUUCAGGGAGGGUCUGGACUGAGGGUUCCUCUGAGCACUGAAACAGACAAUCUCCAGACCUGCACAGAGGUCCGCCUUCAGGGAGGGUCAUGUCCAAGGGCUUUCAGGGACAGUGUGAGCUGAUAAUCAGUCUGAGUUUGCACUGAUUUCCGCCUUAAGGAAGUUCUGAUCUAUUUGUAAAUUUGCACUAAUUUCUGCCCUCAUGGACGGUUUGAGCUGCCCUGGGGCCUCAUGCACUAAAAAGUGUGUAGUUUUCAUAGUUAAUGUUUGAGUUGUGAGAAACCUCUGAACUUGAAUUUGCACAAUUCCUUCAUGCAUCCCACUUUUUGUAGAAUUGGUCACAGAUCCAGUUGCCACUUGGACCGCUCACAUUGCCAUAGAUGAUCAGCAAUGCAGAGCAGUAUAAUCACCUGGACGUCUCCCCAGGUGUUUAACACCAUAAAUGUUAGAGGUGGAGGGUGGAUGCAGAAUCCUAUUUAUCUCAUUCCUCAGGUAUAAGUGAUGUAUUUAAAAGUGGAGUUACUGAAGCUGGAAUGGAGCUGAAUAUCGAUCCUUCGUCAAAAAGAGAAACGCAUUAAGCAACAAAAUAUUAAGUGACUAUUUAUCAUCUCACUGACUGGACACAGUGUUGGUUAAUGUUUUUUUAGAUCAGGUAACAGGUUCAGACUGUAACUGUAAACCCUUAGGUUGGAUCGUAUUCUUCAGGAACAGUAAGACUCUCAGAAGCGAUUAGAAGGAAAUUGUACAACCAGUUUGUUUGUUUUAUUUAUUUAUUUUAGCAUAAGCUAAAAGCUAUUCUUCCUGGGGGACACCAAUCUUCCGUGUGACAAUACAAUUUGUAACAUCACUUUACACACUGUACGCACAAGACAUUUACAAAAUAAAUGAUACAUAUUUACAUUUAACGCCAUUGAUCACUAAAAUAAUAAGAAAAUACAUAAAUGAUAAACAUAAUUAAAAUAAAAUAUUGGUACUCCAAAUAGAUCUAUAUCAAGAUAAUUACCAAAAGGACUAUUAUAAACAAAGGACGACAUCUGGAACAAACUAUCUUUGAACUCGCCAACUAUCAGCUGUUAUUUAAUUUAAAGCCAACAAUGGCAGCC